Molecule: messenger RNA, 414 nt
Organism: Microthlaspi erraticum
Lineage: Eukaryota; Viridiplantae; Streptophyta; Magnoliopsida; Brassicales; Brassicaceae
Source: the annotation of a GenBank genome assembly
AUGGACUCAGUCCUAUCAAAUUCUCAGGGAGCUCGCUCCCAAUCUCAGAUCCCAUCGGAUCAAAUCACUUCGGAUGUCAGCAGUGCCAAAACUGCAGACACAUCGAAAAACCCGAUCACCUCGCCAACUGGCAGCAGCCAAACUGCUAGUAGAUCGAGCGUCCUGAUCGAUCCGGUCUUUUGGAGCAUUCUGGAGCAUAUGGGACAUGAGGAGCAUGGAGGGACUUGGCACAUGGAAGCAGCUCAACUGGAUACGCAAAGGAAGAAGGGAGAAGCCAUCUUGAAGACCAGCUCGACCCCUACUCGACCAACCGGUCGAGUUCCUCAACUCGACCGGCCAAGCUUCAACUCGAUCGAGCUGAGAAGUCAACAGUCAAACCCGAAAAAUGUUGCUUCCCCCUUGACUUUCCUUUGA